AAAACAAAAACCCCCUUCUACUCCAAACUCCUACUUCCUGGUAGUUUCACUAGAACAGCGCACACGCACGUUUUAGUUCCCUGUUUCAUCAGACAUCUAUAUCACACUUCUCUCUCUCUCAAUCUUAUAUCGCCGGCGGCGUGUCGUCGGGAAUCUGAAAGACCAUAAACAUGGAGGGAGACAAGUACUGGCAGCAGUUCUUGGACGAGACAACAAUGUUCAACAACAUUGUUUUGCGUCAUUUGUUACCCUCCAGUUGGUGGGUCACGCUACCUCAUUUCUUGCAGACUUGGCUUCGUAACUUCGUUGCUGGAACUCUUCUUUACUUCAUCUCUGGACUUCUCUGGUGCUUCUAUAUUUAUUACUUGAAACGCAACGUUUAUGUUCCUAAAGAUGCCAUCCCUUCAAAUAGAGCCAUGCUCUUACAAAUAUAUGUUGCUAUGAAGGCGAUGCCAUGGUACACUCUGCUUCCAACUGUUUCUGAAUACAUGAUUGAAAAUGGCUGGACAAAGUGUUUCUUUAGCAUAUCUGAAGUUGGCUGGUUUGCCUACAUCACGUAUUUGGCUAUGUAUCUUGUUAUUGUGGAGUUUGGGAUUUACUGGAUGCAUAGAGAAUUACAUGAUAUAAAACGUUUGUACAAGCAUCUUCAUGCAACCCAUCACGUCUACAACAAACAGAACACUCUUUCUCCAUUUGCUGGUCUGGCUUUUCACCCACUGGAUGGGAUUCUACAAGCUGUACCACAUGUUAUAGCUCUCUUUCUUGUGCCAAUCCAUUUUAGGUCACACAUAGCCCUCUUAUUCAUCGAGGCUGUAUGGACAGCCAACAUUCACGAUUGCAUCAAUGGCAACCUAUGGCCCAUAAUGGGUGCUGGGUACCACACAAUUCAUCAUACUACAUACAAGCAUAACUAUGGCCAUUAUACCAUAUGGAUGGAUUGGAUGCUGGGAACCCUUCGUGACCCUGAGGAUGAUUCAUGCCAGAAAGCGCAGAAGGUGCAGUAGGCAUGCAUGUAGUAUUUGAAUACCUAUAAUUUCAAUCAAUAAACUGUGCCACAGAAGUGUUAUUUUUCCCCCAUCUUCUCUAUGUUUAUGUUUGUAUUCAAACGGGGAGACUAGUGCAGCAGCUAUGAAGUGAUAAGGAGGUUGGUUUUAUGCUGUCAAAUUUGUUUUACAAGCUGUAGCUCAAUUUGACAUUAGUUUCCUCUUCUUUCCCAAUGUAUAUGAAAUUCGAACCUUUUCUUUCCUUUGAGACCAAAAAAAGAAAGAAAGGGGGAUUUGUACUUGGCUAA
Messenger RNA from Populus trichocarpa (black cottonwood), 1291 nucleotides. Its product is annotated as delta(7)-sterol-C5(6)-desaturase 1. Bases 171 to 1004 code for a protein of 277 amino acids. The transcript is spliced from 3 exons. The record is from RefSeq and is a predicted model, not a curated record. NCBI's taxonomy places the organism in Eukaryota, Viridiplantae, Streptophyta, Magnoliopsida, Malpighiales, Salicaceae. Gene Ontology annotation, biological process: lipid biosynthetic process. Gene Ontology annotation, molecular function: iron ion binding; oxidoreductase activity.